AUGGUCUGUGAUCCGGGUUAUUAUGGAAGGAACUGUGUACAGGAAUGCAGUGUUAACUGUGGAGGGACCAGACAAUGUGACAGGUUAACUGGGGAGUGUGAGGGAGGGUGUCGGCCUGGAUGGAAGGGAAUGCAAUGUGAUCAGAGUUCUUCGAUGACAUCAAACUCGGAUUCUGGAAAGGAAAACAAUGAGCUUGGUGAUAACGAUUAUAUUGACGAUGAUGAAAUAAUCCACGCAGAAAAUUCUUACGGUGAUAUGUGUUUUAAUAAAAAUACGUUAGAGGGUAUUAUUCAGCAUAAUCAAAGAGAUGAUGACGAUGGCUUCAAACACGAAUAUGCGGGUAUCAAUAAGACCAAUGAGUAUAUUGCAGCACAAGGACCUCUUCAGAAUACAGUUGAAGACUUUUGGAUCAUGAUUUGUCAAGAAUAUGUCAAUCAUAUCGUUAUGCUUACAAACCUCAAAGAAGGGAACAAACUAAAAGGGUCUCGUAUAGUAACAGAAUCUCGCGUAGUAACACAUUAUCACUAUACUGCCUGGCCGGAACACGGGAUACCGGAACCGCUCUGCCUUGCAGAUUUCCAUGACCAUGUGACAAGGACAAAAGAUAAAGGAUACUAUAGUGGUCCCACCCUAGUACACUGCAGUUCUGGCACUGGCCGUACAGGGACAUAUAUCGCUAUCGACGCUUUGUACAAGGCAGGCAAAACAGAGAGGAAAGUCAACAUCGCGGAAUACGUGAAGAAAAUGAGGGAAAAUAGAAUGAACAUGGUUCAGACUUAUGAGCAGUACAAAACUAUUUUUCUGGCGAUUGAGGUUAUGUUCAGGAUUCCAGCAUAUAAACACACCAAACCAGAAUUUGUAAAACAAGCAGGGCUUAGAGAUUGGUAUAAGUCACCAGAUGAACGCGAAUUAAAACAGAAGUUGCAGAGUCUUCUAAGGGCGCGGCCAUCGUACACGGAAGAUGAUUACAAGCUAGCCAGAGAGAAUGGAGAUAAAUCAGCUGUUCUUCCACGUGAGUAA
Molecule: messenger RNA, 1020 nt
Organism: Saccostrea echinata
Lineage: Eukaryota; Metazoa; Mollusca; Bivalvia; Ostreida; Ostreidae
Product: tyrosine-protein phosphatase 2-like
Exons: 9
Coding region: 1-1020 (339 amino acids)
Biological process (GO): protein dephosphorylation
Molecular function (GO): protein tyrosine phosphatase activity
Source: RefSeq, a predicted model, not a curated record